UUAAUUUUUUCUUCCAUACAUUUAUUUUUCUUUUAUGUUUUUGUUUUUUUCUUUUGAUAAAUUGACUCAUAAAGUCAAUUUAUGGGCCCUUGCCCCCGGCCCUGGGAGGAGACUGGGUGGAGCUGGGAAGUGGCCAGAGCCCAGCAGGGCCAAGAAGAAGGAGAGGUGCUGGGUGCCAGCCACCUGCCAGCCCCACUCCAGCUCGGAUCUGUAGAGAAUUCUCUGGACUCUGUAUAUGUGAAUGUAGAGAGGUAGCAGCGAAUUCUUGCUCUGGCUACAGCCUCUCCCUCUGCUCCUGCCCCUGCCCCUGCCCCAAUCCCUAUCUCCACCAGCCCAGUGUGGGAGACUCAUACAGACUUGGGCAGUGGACGACCCUACUAUUAUAAUCCAAGCACUGGGGAGACCACUUGAGAGUCUCCCUUUGGGCCUACUGAAUCUGCAUCUAGUACGGCUACCUCUCUAUCCCCUCUGGGCAGCCCAGGGGACCCUGAAGCAGAGUGGGAUCAGUACUGGGAUGAAGAGAGCUGGAGAGUGUUCUUCUACAACCCCCUGACUGGUGAGACUGCAUGGGAAGAGUCCACCACCCCUGAGAUGCAAAAAGAACUCCCUCCCUGUAGCCCAAUGGACCAAAGGCCACCAACACCAGAGGCAGAUUAUCCAGACGAGCUAACAUGCUACCCAGAGGAAGACUACUCUCCAGUGAGCUCUUACACUGACCCCAGCCCAGGAUCCCCAACCCCAAGGAGAACAACUGACCCCUAUACACCCCCUGGCUGGUCCUGCCACAUCUCUCCAGAUGGGCAGUUGCUCUAUACCAACCUUUAUACCCAGGAGCAGUGGAUGAGAUCCGAGGAUGAGCAGGGGAAGCCGUACUUCUACAACCCCAGUGACAGCACUACCCAGUGGGAGCUUCCGCAGGUACCUGUCACAGGCAAGCGCUACCAGAGCUGCAGCAAGACCAGCCAGACCAAUGAUUCCCUGACACUGGCCAGUCCUCCAGAGGCAAAAUCUAAGACUCUGGAUAAAGCUGGUGUCCUUUAUUGCACCAAGACAGCAGAAAAAGGGAAACGUCUUCGAAAGAAGAAUUGGAGCUCCUCCUGGACUGUGCUAGAAGGCGGGAUUCUGACCUUCUUCAAGGAGUCAAAGGCCUCAACUGCUGGCAGCCUGAGACAGCCAUCCAACUUGUCAACUCCAGAGUAUACUGUGGACCUCCGAGGAGCUACUCUGAAUUGGGCCACCAAGAACAAGUCCAGCAAGAAGAAUGUGCUAGAGCGCCAGAGCCGAGAUAGCUCUGAAUACCUGAUUCAGCACGACUCAGAGACCAUAAUUGGGACUUGGUACUAGGCGAUCAUUCAGGGCAUCCAGGAGCAGUCCACAGACCCCUAUCCUGAGAUUGACUGUGAAAACAGUGCUGAUUUGGGGUCCAGUGAGCGACUGGGAGGUGGAAGGGAGAAAGAAGAGGAAAAGAAGCAUUCUAUCAGUCCCAUGGGUCCUGAGAGUGACUCCAGCAAGGUUCGACACAAACUCCGAAAAUUCUUGUUGAGGAGACCAACACUGCAUUCCCUUCGGGAGAAGGGCUACAUCUAAGACCAGGUGUUUGGCUGUGUAUUAUCGACGCUGUGUGAGCGAGAGAAUAGCCUCAUACCGGGCUUUGGGCAGCAGUGUAUCCGGACGGUGGAGUCUCGGGGGUUGGACAUCGAUAGAUUAUACCGCAUCAGUGGGAAUAUGGCCACCAUCCAGAAACUACUUUACAAGGUGGACCAUGAUGAAAGGCUGGACCUGGAUGAUGGGUGCUGGGAGGACGUCCAUGUCAUUACUGGAGCACUGAAGCUCUUCUUCUGGGAGCUAUUCGAGCCCCUCUUCCCCUUCUCUCACUUCUACCAGUUCAUCUCAGCCAUCAAACUCUCAGAUCAGGCCAAGCAGAGCUGCCACGUCUGGGACCUGGUGCAUUCUCUUCCUGCCCCCAAUCGGAACACCAUGCACCUCCUCUUCCAGUACCUCUGCAGGGUGAUCGAACACAAAGAAGAAAACCACAUGUCGGUGCAGAGUGUGGCGAUCGUGUUUGGGCCCAUGCUGCUGCCACCCGAGUUUGAGGAGGGGAGUAUGCCUGUGACCAUGGUGUUUCAGAACCAGGUGGUUGAGCUGAUACUUCAGCAGUGCAGGGACAUCUUCCCCCAACGCUGACCCAUUCCCACCCUGCUGGGCAGG
Monodelphis domestica (gray short-tailed opossum) is the source of this 2208-nucleotide messenger RNA. The record is from RefSeq and is a predicted model, not a curated record. NCBI's taxonomy places the organism in Eukaryota, Metazoa, Chordata, Mammalia, Didelphimorphia, Didelphidae.